This is a messenger RNA of Dibothriocephalus latus, 603 nucleotides long. Lineage: Eukaryota; Metazoa; Platyhelminthes; Cestoda; Diphyllobothriidea; Diphyllobothriidae. The record is from the annotation of a GenBank genome assembly.
AUGAAAACGAUUGGACGUGGGCGUGUGAAGAAUACGCUGACGUCUCAGAAGAAUUGGGACCUCAAUGUCGAACGAUUAGCGCAAACCAUGCGCCAAGCUGAUCCCAUUGCAGUUGAAUACACGCAGUCUCUUGCCAGAUCAUUUGACUAUUCACGCUUCCCACCAAAACCCAACGAAACGUCUCAGGAACCGCUGUACUCACGAUCCCAACGGCAACUUUAUCGCGAUUUCGAGGGUGGUUAUGGCAGUCAGACAGCGACCCUUUCUAGCGAGGAGCGUGGCGAGCAUAUGAGUCCCAGCCGAGGUGGUCGCGGAGAUACUCCGGCGCUGAAUAUCGUCAAUGGUCUGGGAGGUAAGGUACUGCGUGCUGGCCCUACGGGCGUUGGAGAUGGCAUCGCGGUAGUGACCGCCUCUGUCCCGAAGAUUCUUGUGCGUUCCCCGGCGUCUGCUGUGUCCGGCUCAUCCAACUCCGUUAUUUCUUCCCCUGGAACCGGAUUUGUACCCCACGAGACCGGCAAAUACCAACCACGAACCACUGACUACUCCCCGUCCGCCUACACACAAAGCAAGGUGUUGAGUUCCAGUAUCCGUCGGAAGGUUUAA